Exserohilum turcica Et28A is the source of this 4622-nucleotide messenger RNA. Its product is annotated as glycosyltransferase family 24 protein. NCBI's taxonomy places the organism in Eukaryota, Fungi, Ascomycota, Dothideomycetes, Pleosporales, Pleosporaceae. The transcript is spliced from 3 exons. Bases 1 to 4515 code for a protein of 1504 amino acids. Gene Ontology annotation, molecular function: UDP-glucose:glycoprotein glucosyltransferase activity. The record is from RefSeq and is a predicted model, not a curated record. Gene Ontology annotation, cellular component: endoplasmic reticulum.
AUGAGAGCCUCGCCCGCUGCACUCGGUGCAAAAGCACUGCUUGUGCUCAGCGCAUUGCGCCACACUGGCGUACUGGCGAGCCCCAGCAUCAAUGUCGCAUUGCAGGCUGCCUUCAGCCCUGCCCCAUAUCUCGUCGAGCUGCUCGAAACCGCUGCAGAAGAGAACGCGACCGCAUACUACCCCAUUCUCGACCGCAUAUCCGAGGGCUACUUUGACGACAAGACUACAGAGCAGGAGCUGUAUACCGCCUUUGUAGACUUGCUGCAGAGCGAUGGCCAUAUCACGCAGCCAGAAGCUCUUUCGUCCUUUGAGUUUGCCCUUUCCGUCCGCUCGGCUGCGCCACGCAUAGAAGCACACUACCAAUUCUACAAUACAUCCGUCGAGCCCUCGUUGGCUGCCGAGCAAACGGAUGCAUGCGAAAUAUGGGCGUCAUUCCACGGAAAGCAAUAUUGCUCCGUCCACCUGGAUGAGCCCUUUGGCAAAAUCGCGAGCGAACGGACAUACCAAUUGCCCUUUGACCGCAUACUGGGCAACACCUCAGCUUUACCCGCCAUCCUCUAUGCCGACAUCACCGCUCCGCAAUUCAAAAAAUGGCACAAGACACUGAGCAGCACCGCCAAGCAAGGCAAGACAUCGUACCGUGUGAGACACAAGCCAUCUUCCAAGGCCCCAGCAUCGCCUCUAGUCGUCAAUGGAUAUGGUGUGGCGCUCCAACUGAAGCGCACAGACUACAUUGUUAUAGACGACAGGCAGGCAGCAGAGAGUGACAAGAACACGGCGCAGAAACCAAUGGACACUGAUUUGAACAGCGAAGAAGACGUUGCCGAUCUCAAGCCCCUGUCCAAGGACGACGUGGCUGAUCUCGGGCUCAAAGCCGCCAGUUUCGUGACGCAAAGCGAGCAACCCAUGGACACCCUUCUAAAGCUCGUUCAGGACUUUCCCAAGUACUCCUCCAUCAUCGCCUCCCACAACGCCUCCGACGCAUUUGUUGAAGAGCACAUCAAGAAUCGCGAACAACUGCUGCCCACUGGCUACAAUGUCAUUUGGAUCAACGGCGUGCAAGUACCCACUCGUGAUGUCAACCCAUACUCGUUGUUGGCACACCUGCGGCGCGAGCGAAAACUCGUCAAUGGCAUCCGCAGCCAGGGCCUCUCUGGACCCGAAGUCAUCUCUCUCUUGUCGCAUUCAGCGAUUGCGGAAACGCAGUCAGAAAGCGAACCACAACGCUACGAUUUUAGGGAUGCAACCGAAGGUGGCGACGUCAUUAUUUGGCUGAACGAUAUCGAGAACGAUGACAGAUAUGAAAACUGGCCAACUGACCUCAGGGCUCUCUUGCAACGAACAUUCCCUGGUCAGAUGCCGUCUUGCCGCAGAGACAUUCACAACGCCAUCGUAUCCGUUGACUUCACCUCCGCUAACGAUGUGACAAAUCUACUUGAAACCAUUCUCAACCUGGUCAAACGCGGCAUUCCCAUACGCUGGGGUCUCGUUCCUCAAACUCUUACAUCCGAAGCCCUAGCCCAGGCCAAAAUCGUCUACCACCUCCAGGAAGCCUAUAGCAUCACUGCCAUGGAAGUAUAUCUGCAAUCAUCAUUAGACAACAAGAAGCUCGCACAGCCAGACAAGGCCAUCUUUGACGCAACUGUCAAGACAUCAACGCUCCGCGAGGAACAAACAUCGCUUACGUUUGAAGAUGUUUGGAACUCGGAAGAUAUAGCCAGACGCAUUACAGGCGCUAAACAGUAUUUGCAGCGCCUGGCUGCAGAAGGCCCAGGAGCACCAGUCUUUGUGAACGGUGUUCCUGUUCCUGCGACUGAAGAGUGGCUCCAGACCGUCAGUGAACGAAUCAGCAUGGAUCUUCGCGAAAUUCAAAAGGGCGUCUUUGAAGGCGCCUUCAAUGAAGAAAGCUGGGUCCCGCUAUAUUUUGUUUUCCAGGCUGCUAGUAGGCGUAACCCCUUGAUCAUUCCCGAGAAGGAACAGAACAUCACACUCAUCAACAUGGCCGAGUUUGAAGAGGCCCAUGGCGACAUCUACAACAAGAUGCCACGGGUGUACGCAUCAGAGUCUGCAAGCAAGAGCGACUGGGUGCAUAUUGCGCUCGUCGCGGAUUUUGACUCGGAGAAUGGCCUUGCGCUUCUCAAGUCGUUGGCAGAUUUCCGUGAAGCCAACCCGAACGUGGAAGCUGUAUUGAUCCACAACCCUCAAGCCGGCGCAGAACAGUCCAAGGUGUCAGAAAACAUCUUGGGGGCUUCCAAGACUGAUGGCAAGCUCACAAUCGAAACUCUGCUAGAACUCCUGGCCCGAGAAUCCAAACCUGUCUCCUUCCCUGCAGAGUCAAGACUAUUCUGGAAAGCCGCCGAGCCCAUUUACGACGCUUUCGGUCUGAAGCCAGGACAACACAGCCUUGUCGUCAAUGGACGCCAUGUCGGACCUAUCCCAGAAGAAUACACGUUCUCUAAAGACGACAUGGAGACAUUAAUCAGCUACGAGACGAAAAAGCGUACUGAUCCUCUAAGCAAGGCGCUCACUGAGCUCCAGAUUUUGGACAAGAUACAGUCGCCGUUCGAUAUUGCCAAGAUACAAUCGUUGGUUGCGCUAUCCACCGUCUCGGAUGUUCCAGAGGGCAUCUUUGAAACGGCUUCGACUUUGAGGUUGAGUACGUUCAAUGAAUGGACUGCUGAACACACUGCCAUUAUCAAGGGUGACAAGGACAAAGCAGUGUUCCAAAUUGUGGCUUCUGUGGACCCGGCUACCGAGCUUGCCCAAAAGUGGGUUCCGAUUCUCAAGGCCUUGAGCGACAUGGAGGGUGUUCAUCUCAGGAUCUUUUUGAAUCCUAAGCAAAUGCUGCAGGAACUCCCUGUUAAGCGUUUCUAUAGAUAUGUGCUUGAAGCCCGACCUCACUUCAACUCGGACGGAUCUGUGGGAAGCUUGGGAGCCCAUUUCUCUGGUAUCCCGAAGGAGGCGCUGUUGAACCUUGGUAUGGAUGUGCCUCCGUCAUGGCUCGUCGCGCCAAUAGAGUCCAUCUAUGAUCUUGACAAUAUCAAGCUCAGCACGAUUCCAGCCGGUUCCAACGUCGAUGCUGUCUAUGGGCUGGAGAGCAUUCUCAUCGAAGGACACUCUCGCGAUACUACGAACGCCGGGCAAGCACCUCGAGGGGUCGAGGUCGUUUUGGAAACUGAGAAAGACCCGCAUUUUGCUGACACCAUCAUCAUGGCUAACCUGGGCUACUUGCAGUUCAAGGCUAACCCUGGAUUUUACAACAUUAAGCUGAAGAGCGGUCGGUCCCAGGAGGUCUUCAACCUCGACAGUGCGGGUCCAAUUGGCUACGCUCCCCAGCCUGGCGACGAGACUACCGAGAUUGCACUCAUGAGCUUCCAAGGAGCCACCAUCUUCCCACGACUAUCUCGCAAGCCUGGACAAGAAACGGCUGACGUUCUCGCACCAGAGGAGUCGCUUGCUUCCGAGUUGGCUGGUAAGAGUGCGCAGAAGGUCAACAAGUUCCUAGGCAAGAUUGGCGUCAACUUUGACUCGGAGAAAGUCUUCAAGAAGGGCGCUGAUUUGCUGUUGGGCGGAAAAGCAGUCACAAAGGGCACACAGGCAGACAUCAACAUCUUUUCCGUUGCGUCAGGCCAUCUGUAUGAGCGCAUGCUGAACAUUAUGAUGCUCUCGGUCAUGAAGCACACGAAGCACACUGUCAAGUUUUGGUUUAUUGAGCAGUUUCUCUCGCCCAGCUUCAAGUCCUUUGUGCCACACAUGGCCGCAGAGUAUGGCUUCGAGUACGAGAUGGUCACGUACAAGUGGCCUCACUGGCUACGUGGUCAAACGGAGAAGCAGCGCGAGAUUUGGGGCUACAAAAUCCUUUUCUUGGACGUCUUGUUUCCUCUGGAUCUCGACAAGGUCAUCUUUGUCGAUGCGGACCAGAUUGUCAGGACUGAUAUGUACGAGCUUGUCCAACACGAUCUCAAGGGCGCGCCCUAUGGCUUCACUCCCAUGGGUGACUCGCGCACCGAAAUGGAAGGUUUCCGCUUCUGGAAGACUGGAUACUGGGCCAAUUUCUUGCGUGGCCGUCCUUACCAUAUUUCUGCGCUCUACGUAGUCGAUCUCAACCGCUUCCGCCAGCUCGCCGCCGGUGACCGGCUCCGCCAGCAAUACCACGCCCUUUCAGCCGACCCCAACUCGCUUUCCAACCUGGACCAGGAUCUGCCAAACAACAUGCAAUUCAACCUUCCCAUCCACAGCCUGCCGCAAGAAUGGCUGUGGUGCGAGACAUGGUGCAGCGAUGAGGAUCUUGCCAAAGCAAAGACCAUUGAUCUCUGCAACAACCCGCAGACCAAAGAGCCCAAGCUCGACCGCGCGAGACGACAGAUUCCCGAGUGGAAUGUCUAUGAUGAGGAGAUUGCGGCGCUGGCAAAGAGAGUCAAGGGCGAGCAGAAGCUGGUGGAUGUGCAGGAGCAGGAGCAGCUGCGCGAGAAGAAGGAGAAGGAUGCGGAAAAGAUUCAGCACAAUGAGUUGUAAAAUGCGACAGUAAGGGGAUACAGAUAGAUUAGAUGAGGAUUUACAUGGUUGUCACGGGUGUUGUUACCUAUUAUUACUGCAAUACUAGUAGAAAACCACUGUAUACC